GUUACUGGGAAGACGUUGCUAUUUCCUGUGGAAGUUUUUUUUUGGUUAAACGUGUCGCUGGAAUAGUCAGAUUUUUCAACUGCAAUCGAAAUGCCAUUUACAUUUAGAAGACAGAAUAACAUACCAUUUAAACACAUAGCUCAUGGCUUGGUUCCUGCAGCCACGAUUGCUCCAAGAGCUGCUGUUCCCCGCACACCACCACCUCGUAGCCCCAAUCCUUCUCCGGAGAGACCAAGGUCAGCACUCGCAGCAGUGAUACUAACUUCGUGUUUGACUGGUCGUACUGUUGCUGUUCCUCAACCACAUUUGGCAUUGCCCCGUCAGAGAUCCUAUUCUGAAAGUGAUGGCACACGUUCAGAACAUAGAAGUUUUGUUGAACCUUAUGCCAGUAUAAAUGACCUUGGAUUUAGGAAUGAAUGGCAAAGCCCUGUAAGGGGAAGACCUCCAUUACCAUUGCCUUCCAAUUCUGAUGAGGAACAUCAUGAUGAAGAAUAUCAUGAUGAAGAGGAGGAAGAAGAAGAUGGUCAGGAUUUGGAUCACCUGUCAAAUAAAUCAGAUGAACCACAUUACUACAUUCUAGAAAAAGAAGAUGAGAUACAGAAAAAGGACCUGAUAUAUGCUGUUCCAUGCAAAGAGAAACAACAGGAUGAAAUCCCAAUAUCGAUAAGCAGUGAAAUGACUGAUGUUUCUUCCGAUGAUGUGACAUCCAUUACUCGGAUACAUGAACCAAAAUCUGGACAAGAACAUUCACCAGUUCAUGCACCUAAGAAUAAAAAAAGGACAAAGGAAGAAGAACAUUGUUCGUAUUCAUUUUCUGAGAAGGAAGCAUUGGAGCAACAAAAACAAACUGAAAAGCAACACGUGGUUCCAGAGUUCAGCCUAGUUACGGGUUCAAAAAGCAGCAUCAGUGUUGAAAAUCCCAGAACGCCAUCUCAAAAUAAGAAAAAAACGAAGAUAAAGAAAGUUUCAAAUGUCACCAAAUCAGAUAAAAACCAAGAACUGGUUUCACUCAGGCAACAGGCUCAGGAAUUGGUGGAUGAAAAUGAUGCUUUGAAAAUGACAGUACAUCGUUUAAGUAUAGAGCUAAGCCAUUAUCAAAGUAAAUGCAGAUCUGUGGAUAAAGAGGGGUCACAUCACAUUGGCCUUCCACCAUCAGGGGCACCUCCAUCUUGGCUUGUGGAUAUGAAGUAUUUAUCACCCCUUAUGUUGGCUUAUGAAGACCGACUACGGAAAAAGGAUGCUAUAUUGGAAGCACAUGAGAAGGAGAUGAAGAAUUUCAGAGCCAGAAUUGGAGAUGUGGUGAAGGAGAAUAAACAGCUUCAUCAACAAUGUGCGAGAAAUGGCAUUGUCAGCAACACAGAGUGGCAACAACUGCAGGAUCAGGCAAAGUUGGUUUUGGAGGAAAACCAAAUCUUAAUGGAACAGCUGGAAUUACAGCAAGAAAAAGGAAAAGGCAGUCACAACAGACACGUACAGGAAGUGUCAAAAUUGACUAAACAAUUAAUACUGCUGGAAGCAGAGAAGCAAAGCCAACACAAGGAGUUACAAGAGGCUCAUCAACAUUUAAACGACUUUUCUUCAAAGUAUGAUCAAGUUAAAGCAAGUCUUCGUGAGAAAAUAGGGGUGGAUGAACAUAAAACAGCCUUGAAUGAUCUCCAAAGAAAACUGCUGCUGGAGCAAGAGAAGCACCAUGUUGAAGUGGAGGAAUUGAUGGGAAAGAUUGCAUCUCUAAAAGCUGAGAAAAAGGGCCUGCUUGUUGAAAGGACAGAAUUAAUUGCUGACAAUAAAACUUUAGAAGCAGAACUACACGCAGCACUGAAGUCUAACAGGCUAGCACAGAAGAAGAUUGCUCUUCUAAAACAGCAGUUGGAAGAAGCUGUGGAGAAAGAGGUGGCAGCUCACCAAUAUUUGGCAAACUUGAUCAGCCUUGCUGAAAAAGCAGCUCAGGAACGUGAUCAGCUUGUACAUAAGACCAAGAGCUUAACAAAUGAGAAGAAUGGAGUUUUAAACAGGAUGCUGGCAGAUACUGUGCGUUUGGGCAAGUUGGAGGAGGAAGUAAAGGUAUAUAAAACAAAAGCUGCAGUGAAGCUAGGAGACAUCAACAACCGUAUGAAGGAACAGGAAGAGGAUUUUGCCAGAAGAUCUGCUCAGUACCAGCGGGAAAUACGACAUCUUCAGCAGCUAGUGAAGGACAAGCAGGAAAACCUUGAUGGACUGCUUGAACAGAAAAGGCAAGUAGAAUCUGAGCUUGAGACAGUCUGGGAAUCAACUAUGAGAGAGAAUCAACGGAUGAAAGAUCUUUUAUGUAGCACUUUACGAAGUACUAAUCUCUGGGAUACAGUCAACUUUGAUCAACUUGAUAUAGAGGAAAUCCCUUGCAGGUAUUUAGGCAGACAGUCAGACUUAGGAGCAUCCAGCUACUGUGAUGUAAUAGUCUCCUCUGCCAGAAGGGUGGAAGAUAGAAUGGCACAUGAGGACAACUUGCAGCCGAACAAUAACAAAAAACUGUCUGCUCAUUUGCCUGAAAGUGGAGAUUGUGCAGUCACGCAACAAAAAAAGCAAAAGCCCAGGGAAGAAAAUAUAAAGAGUCCGAUGUUUGACUCUGAUUCUGAUCAUCAACGAGUUACCUCUUCUGAUGAAAGUGACAAAAAUGAGCAUGAUUUCUAUUCUUAAUGUGAUUAUCAUCAACACUUCCAUAAUUAUCAUUUCUUCUUAUCAACUUUAAUAAAAAUAUUUUAUGAAUCAUGAGCUGUUUUACUGAUUGAUUCAUAUAAAGGUGUUUUUAUACUUGUCUUUUAAAGUUUAUAUUUAAACUAUUUGCAUUGUAACAGUAUCCAUUAUUCAAUAUGUAUUAGCACCUCUAGGAUUAGUGAUCCAAAUAUUCAUUUAGUUUAUUCAAUGCCCGUUUCCCAUCAGACAUUUGAAUGAACCAAAUUUGCAUUCUUAUCUUCUAGUUGCAGAACCAUAUUAAAAUAUACAAUCUAGAUAUUACCAUGUAAUACAUGGUAAUUGUAUGUUAGUUUGAUGAAUCUUGUUCAAACUAUUUGUAUAUUGAUUUAAGUUAUAUUCAUUUAAGUGAUGUAAUAGAGAUUAUUCUGAUAUUUAGGCUUCUUUUGGGGAAUAACAGUGGAACAGGAAUUUAUACCAUUGGGCUUGUUAUAUUAUAAAGUGGGAGUAUUUUACAUUGUAUGAAGCAAUAUUAUUUUCUGCAGGCUAGUGACAUGAGUCUGAUGGAACUGUCAGUGAAAUGCAAAAUUUUUAACAUGUCUAAUGCCUUUCAGUACUAAUCCAAAAGGAAAAUGUGUAUUUAUAUAUGCACGA
Molecule: messenger RNA, 3321 nt
Organism: Mobula hypostoma (lesser devil ray)
Lineage: Eukaryota; Metazoa; Chordata; Chondrichthyes; Myliobatiformes; Myliobatidae
Gene: cep89
Product: centrosomal protein 89
Exons: 19
Coding region: 91-2673 (860 amino acids)
Biological process (GO): chemical synaptic transmission; cilium assembly; mitochondrion organization
Cellular component (GO): ciliary transition fiber; centriole
Source: RefSeq, a predicted model, not a curated record